This is a messenger RNA of Magnolia sinica, 635 nucleotides long. Its product is annotated as large ribosomal subunit protein P2A-like. Bases 126 to 476 code for a protein of 116 amino acids. The transcript is spliced from 4 exons. Gene Ontology annotation, biological process: cytoplasmic translational elongation. The record is from RefSeq and is a predicted model, not a curated record. Lineage: Eukaryota; Viridiplantae; Streptophyta; Magnoliopsida; Magnoliales; Magnoliaceae. Gene Ontology annotation, cellular component: ribosome; cytosolic large ribosomal subunit. Gene Ontology annotation, molecular function: structural constituent of ribosome.
AGACCCUCCACCACUAUAUAUAAAAGCUAUCAAAAUCCUCCUUACCCUCCUCUCCUGAGAAACCCUAGAACGACCACGUUCGCCUUCCAUCUCCAAGCAAGCACCCAACGUCUAUUUAAGUGGAAAUGAAGGUUGUUGCUGCCUAUUUACUUGCUUUAUUGGGAGGCAACCCCAAUCCUUCUGCUGAUGAUUUGAAGAAAAUUCUUGGAUCAGUUGGAGCUGAAGCAGAUGAUGACAGGAUUAAGCUGCUCUUGUCUGAAGUUAAGGGUAAGGAUAUAACUGAACUCAUUGCUUCUGGGAGGGAGAAGUUUGCUUCAGUGCCUUCUGGUGGUGGUGGCGGUGGCUUUGCUGUGGCUGCAAGUGCCGGUGGUGGAGCUGCUGCUGCUGAAGCACCUGCUGCUGAGGCCAAGAAAGAAGAGAAAGUGGAGGAGAAAGAGGAAAGCGAUGAUGAUAUGGGCUUCUCUUUGUUUGAUUAAGCGGUCUUUGGAUUCAUAUUGGUAUGUAGGACUAUGGAGUUUCAUUCAGUUAGAGAAUGUCAGCUAAAACAUUAGUUACUGCAUGAGUCUUUUCUAUUUGGAUUUUCCCAUACGGGUUUUGGAACGUUAGAUUUGCUUAGUAACGUUUGCAAAUGAGAA